UCGGGAUGCAAUCUUACUCAUUGCGUAUUUAUUACAACUUCUGAAGAGAUUGACGAAUUUAGGCGCUCUCAUAACCCCUGCUUUUUUAAAGGAAAACGUCGGCGUGUAUUCCAGAAGGUAUCAAAUAAUUUGGACUCCAAGCUUGUUGCUGAUUUUCAUCUUACUCAGUUAGCUAAAGAUCCGCACGUUGUAGCAGUCCGUGUGGAAUGGUUCCUUGAUCAUUUAAUGGCGCAAAUUCUUCCAAAAUGGCCCAUACCUGACGAAUUUCGGUAG
This is a messenger RNA of Protopolystoma xenopodis, 273 nucleotides long. Lineage: Eukaryota; Metazoa; Platyhelminthes; Monogenea; Polystomatidea; Polystomatidae. The record is from the annotation of a GenBank genome assembly.